AAAAGCUUUACAAGUUCCGUGAGAUCCAGCCAUGACUACAUAGCUUAGUACGAACGUAUUGCGUCCUUGUUGGCGAUAGGUGAUUAGCUUAGCUAGAAGCUAGAUCAUUAGGAACUAUUGUGGUAACACACCAUCGGGACUAACAUUAACGAUGGCAUCGGCGAUUAGAUCAGGGGCGAUAUUAAGAACAAAGUCAAAUAAAUAAUGUCUCGUGUUUGGCUCAUCAUUGGCGCCUCAUUUGGCUUCGGUUUAGAAUUGGUAAAGACUGCCGCAGCUCGCGGUGACCGCGUCCUCGCUGCUACUCGCAACCCUAGCAAGGUAGCUGCUCUGCCGGGCAUCACCGUCGUCCGUCUAGAUCAUAACGUGCCGCUACCACAAAUCCAAGCCGACAUCAAGGAGAUCCUAAAGAUUUAUGGCACUAUCGACGUUGUUGUUAAUAACGCCGGCUACGUACAAGCUGGCACGGUCGAGGAGGCAACGCCCGAAGAGACAGUUCGACAGUUCCAAGCCAACGUGUUCGGCCCUAUCAACGUCUGCCGUGCUAUUCUUCCACACUUACGUGAGAAGCGUUCCGGCACUCUUAUAACUAUUGGCUCCAUGGCCGCUUGGUUCUCAAUGGCAAGCUGCAACCUCUACAACGCAUCCAAAGCCGCUCUCCGACGUCUAACCCUCGGCCUCGGCGAUGAGAUCCGACCGUUCGGGAUUCAGCACUGUCUAAUCGAGCCAGGGUACUUCCGGACGGCGCUACUAAGCCCAUCAGGCAAUCUCGCGGGGACCAAUGACAGCGCCGCGCGCAUUGCCGACUACGCGGAUCUCGUAGCUAAGGCUAACGCCGACUUUGUAGGUUUUCACGGAAAUCAGCUCGGCGACGCUGUUAGGGGGGCUAGUAUUAUAUACGAUCUGGUCACGUCAAGUGGUGUUGCGGCUGGUCGACCGUUGCCGCCGUUUGUCCCACUGGGAAGCGAUGCCAAUGAGGCGAUUGUGAAGAGCGCGCUGGGCACUGUUGAUGAGGUUAGAGAGUGGGCGGAUGUUGCGCGGCUGAGUGAUUCUCCGCUGAAAUUAAAGGUAUGAGGUUAAAGGUAUGAGGGGGAUGCUUCGUCGGGGGUAGCAAUGCGAAAGUGUGAUGGUGUUAGUAAGUUGUUGUUGAGACCUGAUGCCAUUACGUCAAUGAGGUAACCUAGUACCUAUGUACCUAGACAAAAAGGUAAUAUAAUAUAUGCAUUAAAUGGGGCGAAUUAAAG
Messenger RNA from Daldinia decipiens, 1241 nucleotides. RefSeq names its product NAD(P)-binding protein. Gene Ontology annotation, molecular function: oxidoreductase activity. Lineage: Eukaryota; Fungi; Ascomycota; Sordariomycetes; Xylariales; Hypoxylaceae. The record is from RefSeq and is a predicted model, not a curated record. Bases 205 to 1071 code for a protein of 288 amino acids. The transcript has 3 exons.